CUCAAAAUUACUAACUCACGGAAAAAAACGAAGGCAGCUCCGAGAGAAGAGAGCGACGAUGGUGAAAUGUAUGAAGCCAGGAAAAGCUGUGAUCCUCUUACAAGGACGAUACGCCGGUAAAAAGGCGGUGAUUGUGAAGUCCUUCGAUGACGGUACCGGCGAGAAGCGGUUCGGUCACUGUCUCGUCGCCGGUUUGAAGAAGUAUCCGAGCAAAGUCAUCCGUAAAGAUUCGGCCAAGAAGACGGCGAAGAAAUCGCGCGUGAAGUGUUUCGUCAAGGUCGUUAACUACCAGCACGUGAUGCCUACGCGCUACACUUUGGAUUUGGACCUUAAGGACGUUGUCUCCGGCGAAGCGAUCUCUUCCAAGGAUAAGAAAGUGACGGCUCUCAAGGAAGCCAAGACUAGGUUUGAAGAGAGGUUUAAGACUGGCAAAAACAGAUGUUUCUUCACCAAGCUUAGGUUUUGAGUCUUAGUCUUAAAGUUUCAAUUU
Capsella rubella is the source of this 490-nucleotide messenger RNA. RefSeq names its product 60S ribosomal protein L27-1. Gene Ontology annotation, molecular function: structural constituent of ribosome. The record is from RefSeq and is a predicted model, not a curated record. NCBI's taxonomy places the organism in Eukaryota, Viridiplantae, Streptophyta, Magnoliopsida, Brassicales, Brassicaceae. Gene Ontology annotation, biological process: translation. Bases 59 to 466 code for a protein of 135 amino acids. Gene Ontology annotation, cellular component: ribosome; cytosolic large ribosomal subunit. The transcript has a single exon.